CAUCAUGGUUACUUGUUUCACCUUUCUUCUUACAUCAUGGUUCAAUGGUCGUAACGAUCUGAGCGUGAUGAGGAGAGUAAUGGUAUAAAAGCAGUGAUUAUUAUAUUAAUAAACAUGCCUCGACUACCUUUACAUCCUUCAUCUGGUACAAAUAUUAUUACUCCGUUUGCCAAGGCAAUACGUCUUGUUCGUUAUGGUUGUACUAAUAGACCAUUUUAUCAUAUUGUUGUAAUGGAUGUAAAAUUAACACAAAGGAAGCCACCAAUAGAGCAAGUCGGUGUUUACGAUCCUCUUCCAAAUGUGUAUAAUGAAAAAUUGGUGUCUUUUAAUUAUGAAAGGAUACAAUAUUGGCUUGCUAGAAGAGCACAAGUGUCUAAACCUGUUGCAGAUUUAUUAGGACUUGCUGGAUAUUUACCUGUACAUCCAAGAACAUAUAUGAGAGCAUGGAGAAAUCGUAAAGCUGUCAAGGAAGGUAUCACUAAAGAUAAUGUGCAUCAAGAAGAAGCAAUUGUAUCUACUAAUUAAGAUGUAGUCGUUAUGUAACAAACACUUAUUUUGUACAAAUUUCAAUUUAUCAAUAAAAUUAUUAUUAAGUAGACAUUUAGGAGA
Messenger RNA from Solenopsis invicta (red fire ant), 609 nucleotides. RefSeq names its product probable 28S ribosomal protein S16, mitochondrial (gene mRpS16). Lineage: Eukaryota; Metazoa; Arthropoda; Insecta; Hymenoptera; Formicidae. The transcript is spliced from 2 exons. Bases 115 to 525 code for a protein of 136 amino acids. Gene Ontology annotation, molecular function: structural constituent of ribosome. Gene Ontology annotation, biological process: mitochondrial translation. Gene Ontology annotation, cellular component: ribosome; mitochondrial small ribosomal subunit. The record is from RefSeq and is a predicted model, not a curated record.